AAAACCCAACAACUGACGUUACGUCGCGAGCCUCGGUGGUAAUGGCAAGUGACAGAGGGUGAGGAAGACGAGGACGAAGUUUCACACCUACCAGUUGCUGUCAGGGUUUAUUUAGUGUUUUUAAUGCUCGGUAACAACAUCAGCGUCUUGUUCUUCUACCCUGGCGGAGAGUCACCGGUGUGAGAAACUAACCGUCCUUCUCGCGUGAGGCUGAAGUCGUGAGCGGGUGGUGCUCUGUGUCGAAGUAGCUGAAAACAACAGAAGUUUGUCCCGACUCCGAGUGGAAACAAGUCGCUAUGACUAACCGAGAAGACGAGUAUGACUAUCUUUUUAAAGUGGUGCUGAUCGGAGAUUCAGGCGUAGGCAAGAGUAACCUGCUGUCCCGCUUCACCCGGAAUGAGUUCAACCUGGAGAGCAAGAGCACCAUCGGGGUGGAGUUUGCCACGCGCAGCAUCCAGGUAGAAGGCAAGACCGUCAAGGCUCAGAUCUGGGACACAGCUGGACAGGAGCGAUACCGGGCUAUCACUUCAGCGUACUACCGCGGAGCGGUCGGAGCUCUCUUGGUUUACGACAUUGCCAAGCACCUGACGUAUGAAAACGCCGAGCGCUGGCUGAAGGAGCUGCAGGACCACGCCGACAGCAACAUAGUCAUCAUGCUAGUGGGCAACAAAAGUGAUCUGCGCCACCUUAGAGCAGUGCCCACAGACGAGGCCAAGGCCAUGGCAGAGAAGCACGGGUUGUCUUUCCUGGAGACGUCUGCCUUAGACUCAUCUAAUGUGGAGCUGGCCUUCCAGACUAUUCUUACAGCCAUCUACAACAUCGUGUCACAGAGGCAGAUGUCAGGGCGAAGCGACUCAGACUUCUCACCAGCCUCCAACGUAGUGCCCAUCACAGUUGAGCCCACCCAAAACUCAGCCAGUAAGGGCAUCUGCUGCCAGAACAACUGAGACCUUACCACUGUCCUCCUCCUUCACCUCCACGUUAUUGAAGAAACAGCCAGAUACACAAACAGAGACAGACAGAUGGACAGGGGGGGGAAUUGGAGAAACAGGUAGAAAUAACCAUUCCACACAAGGACACUUGUACUGGGGGGGGCGGGGAUUGAUUUGUCUAUUGUCUGGUUAAGAAAACAAAUUCCAGUAUGGAGAGGAGGGGAAGCAGUGAAGGAGGGAUUGUAAAGAGGUUCAGAUGAAACAGACGGGGUUGCGUGGAGAGGGAGGAUUUUUGUCAAUGGAAAGGAAAAAAAGGUGAGACGCACCACACCCCGGUGCAUUAAGCUUUUAAAGAGGUACGCGAUCGGCAGAACCGAUUCACAAUCUGACGACACGUUUAACACGCAAGGUCCCUCGUGCGUCUCACGCACGGUUUCUGUCUUUGCAAACCGUCUCCCCUUUUUUUUUUUUGAAACCUCUGUAUUUUACAAGCCAGUAAAUGCUUUCCCUCAGUUUCCCACUAGCAGGAUAUUGGGCAAUAAAACCAUCCAAAAGACUGAACUGCAACCCCUCUGUUACCGCUGUCAUUCCCGUUCAUCCCUGAAUGUAUAAUAUUUAGAAAACGUCUGCCCUUAUGCUAUUUAUUGAACACUAUAUUAAGGUCUUGUUUGGCCAAAGGGUUUGCAAUUUAACACUAGUUUGGUUUAGAUUUUCCACACCGAAAGGGAGCUCUCUUUCUUUUUGCCGCUUUUGCUUCCUCCCUCCCAUUAUUGUAUCUCUAUGUGACCAAGCAUUUAAGGGCAGCUGCCCCCCUCGCUAAUGGAGGAGCAAGGGCUUCAAGCCAUUUUUCCUAAAUCCACAUGCUGGAAUUUGGUGGAAGUCGGGUUCGAUUCAAGUUGUGUUCCACCAGGCCACUCCGAGCAAUAACAUCCCUCCCUAACAGCGACAUGUAAUUUCUUUUUUGAUUGCUUUUGAUCUUUGUUUGGAAGGCUUUUCCUACCCUGUGCACACUCGGUACUCUACAGAUGAGUCAUGCUCUUGCGAGCUUUGCACAGAGUUAACUCUAAAUGAGACGGGAUAAGUGCAUCACUGGUGACCGGGGUUAACAUGGCGGUGAGAUAUAAAGUAUUGGCUCUGCUGAUGACUGUUUCACCCCUGCCUUGAACCUUUGGUGUGGAGUGGGAGAGGUUGGGGAAUUGGUUUAAAUGCAUGGACAACCCUGUGCUGCUGCUGCUGCUGCUGCCUGCUAGCUGGGAUAGAUAGAUGGAUAAUGUUUCAGGGGAUGAGGUAGUGAGGGCACUCAGCCCUGCCCUGCUCCUGUGGUCUCUGAUGUACCCGAGAUGGCUUGUUUUACUGUAAGUGAAAUCCUCCACUGCCUGCUCACCUACUCCUUUCUCUGUCUCUCUCUCUACACUGUAUGUAACUGGAACAGGACUCUGCCUUCUGGGAUCUCCCUGAGGUCUGCCCUCGCUCUCACUUGUCUUUAUUUCCUGUGGAGGGGGGCGGGGGUUGCAUUCAGGAGCCAGGAUUGGGUUUGUUAGUAUCUAAUAGUUUUAAUAAAUGAGGAAAAGGAGAAACGAUGGUAGUGUUGGGAGGGGCUUAAUUAAAUCCAAAGGUUAUGCACACAGAUGGUGUUUAUCCUGCCGAUGUGUUUCCACAUCAACACUGGCUGUUGACUUCACAGGUCUUAAACUGGGUGGUGUAGGUUAGGGCUUUUUAACAUUUAUUCUAAUAUAUGUAUAUUUGGACUGCAUAUGUAUAAAUAAAUCUCAUUUGUUAUA
Molecule: messenger RNA, 2713 nt
Organism: Larimichthys crocea (large yellow croaker)
Lineage: Eukaryota; Metazoa; Chordata; Actinopteri; Sciaenidae
Gene: rab11al
Product: RAB11a, member RAS oncogene family, like
Exons: 5
Coding region: 297-947 (216 amino acids)
Molecular function (GO): GTP binding; GTPase activity
Source: RefSeq, a predicted model, not a curated record